Brassicogethes aeneus is the source of this 2265-nucleotide messenger RNA. The record is from the annotation of a GenBank genome assembly. NCBI's taxonomy places the organism in Eukaryota, Metazoa, Arthropoda, Insecta, Coleoptera, Nitidulidae.
AUGAAGAUCUCAAUAUUGUCUACUAUCGUUGUACUUUUACUUACAACUUAUGUUUUCUCGAUUAAAAAUGUCAAUAAAAGAGCAUUGCAAAAAUCCCACGAAAAACCUCAAUGGCAAAGGUGGUCAGACGUUUUCCUCGGAAGGGAUACAUUGGAUCAAGUUCCUUCUUUAGUGCAGUUAAUUAGAAAACUAUCAGUGGAAUAUUUAUCGGACUGCACACCAGUAAUACUCUAUGAUGGAUUUUCUGAAUCCGCCGGCAACUUACUUUUGGAACAAUUGUUUAGAAACCACCCAAUGACUUACAUACAUGGGCAGAUAACCGAAAAUUAUACCAUAAAAGUAAGCGGCGUCAGGCAAAAUAUGAAAACAUGUAUAAGUUACAUUUUAAUCAUGAAAGACGUGAUGAGGUGCCGGGAUGUAAUCGGUGAACAGCAUAGCAAUAAAGUUGUUGUGGUGGCUCAAUCGAGUCAGUGGAGAGUUUUCGAAUUUCUAUCAAACGAAAGGUCGCAGAGUUUCACUAAUUUACUGGUUAUCACCAAGUCGGAAAGGGCUGCCACAGCAUCGCUUGAAUCUUCCUAUAUCUUGUACACGCACGAACUCUACUUGGACGCUUUGGGCUCCAGCGGACCCGCAGUGUUAACUUCCUGGACUAAGGGCAGAUUUGCAAGACCCAACACAAACUUGUUUCCGAAAAAAAUUACCAAGGGAUUUUCUGGCCAUCGAUUUAUUAUAUCUAUUGCCCAUCAACCUCCCUAUGUUAUCAGAAAAUAUGCUGCUGAAUAUGAAAUCUUGGGUUCCUCUGAAGCUGUAGCAAAGCAGGUGUAUCAAGGACGAGCAAAUUUAGGUGCUGCAGGGCUGUAUACCACACAAGACAGAAUCAAUAAAAUCGGGGUGUCACACUGGCAUUCGCAGGAUUGUGCCGCUUUUGUUUCGCUUACGUCUACAGCGUUGCCACGGUAUAGGGCUAUUUUAGGACCUUUUCAUUGGACUGUAUGGCUGGCUUUGACUUUGACUUACUUAUUGGCCAUAUUUCCUUUAGCAUUUUCCGAUAAACAUACCUUAAAACAUUUAAUACGAAAUCCCGAAGAGAUGGAAAAUAUGUUUUGGUAUGUAUUUGGUACAUUUACUAAUUGUUUUACUUUUACUGGUAAAGGAUCCUGGAGUAAGGCGGAAAAAAUGACAACUCGCCUACUAGUUGCAUUUUACUGGCUUUUCACCAUUAUAGUAACAUCAUGUUACACAGGCUCUAUUAUAGCAUUUGUUACAUUACCUAUUUAUCCAUCAGUUGUGGAUACAGUGGAUCAACUAUUAAACGGAAGAUUUCAAAUAGGAACAUUGGAUACGGGAGGUUGGCAGCAUUGGUUUGCUAAUUCAUCGGAUGCCCCCACUCAAAAACUUCUCAGAAAAAUGGACUUGGUUCCAACAAUCGAAGAGGGCUUACAAAAUACCACCAAGGCAUUCUUCUGGCCUUACGCUUUUCUUGGCUCAAAGUCACAGCUGGAUUUUAUAGUUAGAACCAAUUUUACCUCAACUAAUAAACGGUCUCUUUUACAUAUAAGUAAGGAAUGUCUAGUAAACUUUAAUGUGGCACUUGUUUUCCCAAAGAACUCUAUAUACCAAGAACUUUUAAACAAAGGGGUUAUGUACUGCAUCGAAACCGGCUUGGUACUCAAAAUUAAAAAUGAUUUAGAGUGGAAUACCAUGAGAAGUUCCACGGGAAAAUUACUAUCCGCAAACUCAAACACUCAAGGUCUCAAAUCCUUAAUUGUGGAAGACAGAGCUUUAGGUCUGGACGAUACGCAAGGUAUGUUUCUACUUUUAGCCAUUGGUUUUGUAGCUGGUGGUGCGUCUUUACUAUCCGAAUGGUUGGGAGGUUGCUUUCAUUUAUGCAAAAAAAGCAAAACCAGAAGGCAUAGUACAGAUUCCAUUGAAAGCAACCCAAGGACCCACGAAUUCCUAACACCUAGGCAAAAAAUCGAUUCCAUACAAUACAACCAUUCUUUACUCUUAAACCACACCUUAGGAAGUUACAUUGAUGUAGAGGGUAAAGAUACCAACCACGUUGACUGUGUUGUACAUCACGAUAAUAGCAAUGAUGAUUCAGCUUCGGAUACAGACUUUGAAGAGGAGAUAAAUAAGAUAUUUGAAACAAUAUUUGGAGAAGAAACUGAUAAUAUAGAAAGUAACAAUUUGGAAGAAAUCGUUGACGAACCUUUUAUAGAUAGAGAAAGGAAUGUAGAGAAUAAUAAUAAUAAUACCAUAUAA